Messenger RNA from Lachnellula hyalina, 558 nucleotides. It is a transcript of the gene cox20, whose product is annotated as Cytochrome c oxidase protein, mitochondrial. Bases 1 to 558 code for a protein of 185 amino acids. Gene Ontology annotation, cellular component: mitochondrial inner membrane; mitochondrion. Lineage: Eukaryota; Fungi; Ascomycota; Leotiomycetes; Helotiales; Lachnaceae. The record is from RefSeq and is a predicted model, not a curated record. Gene Ontology annotation, biological process: mitochondrial respiratory chain complex IV assembly. The transcript is spliced from 2 exons.
AUGGCAGGCGAUACUCGGGAUUCAUCUUCUCCUCCACCUCGUGGCCCACCACCAGGAGCCACCGAGCCUCCCGAACAUGUCAAAAAUGCCAAAAUCUACGAAGUGUUCCCGGCAAAUGCGAACUCCUUGCCGGAGGGCUCAGGCCAAAACACAGCCGGACGGCCACAGAACCCAAACCUGACAGACGCGGUCAAGACGGUUCGGAUACAGGAUUUCAAGCAGGUUUAUAUGUAUCCAUGUGUACGAGAAUCGCUACUUACCGGCAUUGGGGGUGGAUUUGGUGUGGGUGCUCUCAGAGUUGUAUGGGGAACACCAAUACCAAAAGCAGCAAAUUGGGCCGUCGGCACUUUCGCUUUCGCUGCUCUCGCCAACUACGAGUAUUGUCAGUAUAAACGCAUGCUGGAGAAAUCGCAUAUGAAACGAGCGGUCGAGAUCAUUGAUCGGAAGAAAGCGGAGAAGGAAGCUGAAGCUAAGGCGAAGAGGGAGGAAAGAAGGCGGCUGAAGGAGGAGGCGGAUAACAAGGCUGAGGCGAAGAAAAGCAGCUGGAAAUUCUGGUAA